Messenger RNA from Mercenaria mercenaria, 5607 nucleotides. Its product is annotated as fibrillin-1-like. Gene Ontology annotation, molecular function: calcium ion binding. NCBI's taxonomy places the organism in Eukaryota, Metazoa, Mollusca, Bivalvia, Venerida, Veneridae. The transcript has 2 exons. The annotation marks the transcript as partial. The record is from RefSeq and is a predicted model, not a curated record.
UUUAAUGAAGAAGGAUCUUUCACGUGCUAUUGUGACGAUGGAUACGAACUACAUACUGAUGAGAGAACGUGCAGUGAUAUAAACGAGUGUCUGUCAAAUAACGGAGGAUGCCAAAAUACGUGCCUUAACGUGGAAGGAUCAUUUACGUGUUCUUGUGAUGAUGGAUACGAUCUACAUACUGAUGUGACAACAUGCAUUGAUAUAAACGAAUGUGUAACAAACAAGGGUGGAUGCCAACACAAGUGCGUUAAUGCAGAAGGAUCAUUCACGUGUUCUUGCGAUGAUGGAUACAAACUACAUACUGAUGGGAGAACAUGCAUUGAUAUGAACGAAUGUCUGAUAAACAAGGGAGGAUGCCACCACAAAUGCAUUAAUGAAGAAGGAUCAUUUACGUGUUCUUGUGAUGAUGGAUACGAACUUCAUACUGAUGGGACAACAUGCAAUGACAUAAACGAAUGUUUAACAAACAAGGGAGGGUGCCAACACAAGUGCGCCAAUGAAGAAGGAUCAUUCACGUGUUCUUGUGAUGAUGGAUACGAACCACAUACUGAUGGGGCAACAUGCAUUGAUAUAAACGAAUGUCUGACAAACAAGGGAGGAUGCCACCACAAGUGCGUUAAUAAAAUUGGAUCAUUCACGUGUUCUUGUGAUGAUGGAUACGAACUACAUACAGAUGGGACUACAUGCAUUGAUAUAAACGAAUGUCUGACAAACAAGGGAGGAUGCCAACACAAGUGCGCUAAUGAAGAAGGAUCAUUCACGUGUUCUUGUGAUGAUGGAUACGAACUACAUACUGAUGGGACAACAUGCAAUGACAUAAACGAAUGUCUAACAAACAAGGCUGGAUGCCAACACAAGUGCGUUAAUGGUGAAGGAUCAUUCACGUGUUCUUGUGAUGAUGGAUACGAACUACACACUGAUGGGACAUCAUGCCAUGAUAUAAACGAAUGUGUGACAAACAAGGGUGGAUGCCAACACAAAUGCGUUAAUGGUGAAGGAUCAUUCACGUGUUCCUGUGAUGAUGGAUACGAACUAUAUACUGAUGGGAUAUCAUGCAAUGAUAUAAACGAAUGUGUGACAAAUAAGGGUGGAUGCCAACACAAGUGCCUUAAUGGUGAAGGAUCAUUCACGUGUUCUUGUGAUGAUGGAUACGAACUACAUACUGAUGGGACAUCAUGCAGUGAUAUAAACGAAUGUCUGGAAAACAAGGGAGGAUGCCACCACAAAUGCGUUAAUAAAGAAGGAACAUUCAUGUGUUCUUGUGAUGAUGGAUACGAACUACAUCCUGAUGGCACCACAUGCAUUGAUAUAAACGAAUGUCUCACAAACAAGGGAGGAUGCCAACACAAGUGCGUUAAUGGUGAAGGAUCAUUCACGUGUUCUUGCGAUGAUGGAUACGAACUACAAACUGAUGAGGCAACAUGCAUUGAUAUAAACGAAUGUCUGACAAACAAGGAAGAAUGCCACCACAAGUGCGUUAAUAAAAUAGGAUCAUUCACGUGUUCUUGUGAUGAUGGAUACGAACUACAUACUGAUGGGACAACAUGCAUUGAUAUAAACGAAUGUCUGACAAUCAAGGGAGGAUGCCAACACAAGUGCGCUAAUGAAGGAGGAUCAUUCACGUGUUCUUGUGAUGAUGGAUACGAACUACAUACUGAUUGGACAACAUGCAAUGACAUAAACGAAUGUCUAACAAACAAGGCUGGAUGCCAACACAAGUGCGUUAAUGGUGAAGGAUCAUUCACGUGUUCUUGUGAUGAUGGAUACGAACUACACACUGAUGGGACAUCAUGCCAUGAUAUAAACGAAUGUGUGACAAACAAGGGUGGAUGCCAACACAAAUGCGUUAAUGGUGAAGGAUCAUUCACGUGUUCCUGUGAUGAUGGAUACGAACUACAUACUGAUGGGAUAUCAUGCAAUGAUAUAAACGAAUGUGUGACAAACAAGGGUGGAUGCCAACACAAGUGCCUUAAUGGUGAAGGAUCAUUCACGUGUUCUUGUGAUGAUGGAUACGAACUACAUACUGAUGGGACAUCAUGCAGUGAUAUAAACGAAUGUCUGGAAAACAAGGGAGGAUGCCACCACAAAUGCGUUAAUAAAGAAGGAACAUUCAUGUGUUCUUGUGAUGAUGGAUACGAACUACAUACUGAUGGCACCACAUGCAUUGAUAUAAACGAAUGUCUCACAAACAAGGGAGGAUGCCAACACAAGUGCGUUAAUAAAGAAGGAUCAUUCACGUGUUCUUGUGAUGAUGGAUACGAACUACAUACUGACGGGGCAACAUGCAUUGAUAUUAACGAAUGUCUGACAGACAAUGGAGGAUGCCAACACAAGUGCGUUAAUGCAGAAGGAUCAUUCACGUGUUCUUGUGAUGAUGGAUACGAACUACAUACUGAUGGGACAUCAUGCCAUGAUAUAAACGAAUGUGUGACAAACAAGGGCGGAUGCCAACAUAAGUGCGUUAAUGAUGAAGGAUCAUUCACGUGUUCUUGUGAUGACGGAUACGAACUACAUACUGAUGGGACAUCGUGCCAUGAUAUAAACGAAUGUGUGACAAACAAGGGUGGAUGCCAACACAAGUGCGUUAAUGUUGAAGGAUCAUUCAUGUGUUCUUGUGAUGAUGGAUACGAACUACAUACUGAUGGUACAUCAUGCAAUGAUAUAAACGAAUGUGUGACAAACAAUGGAGGAUGCCAACACAAAUGCGUUAAUGAAGAUGGAUCAUUCACGUGUUCUUGUGAUGAUGGAUACGAACUACAUACUGAUGCGACAUCAUGCCAUGAUAUAAACGAAUGUGUAACGAACAAGGGUGGAUGCCAACACAAGUGCGUUAAUGAAGAAGGAUCAUUCACGUGUUCUUGUGAUGAUGGAUACGAACUACAUACUGAUGGGACAACAUGCCAUGAUAUCAACGAAUGUCUGGAAAACAAGGGAGGAUGCCACCACAAAUGCGUUAAUAAAGAAGGAUCAUUUAUGUGUUCUUGUGAUGAUGGAUACGAACUACAUACUGAUGGGACAACAUGCAUUGAUAUAAAUGAAUGUCUCACAAACAAGGGAGGAUGCCAACACAAGUGCGUUAAUAAAGAAGGAUCAUUCACGUGUUCUUGUGAUGUUGGGUACGAACUACAUACUGACGGGGCAACAUGCAUUGAUAUUAACGAAUGUCUGACAGACAAUGGAGGAUGCCAACACAAGUGCGUUAAUGAAGGAGGAUCAUUCACGUGUUCUUGUGAUGAUGGAUUCGAACUACAUACUGAUGGGACAACAUGCAUUGAUAUAAACGAAUGUCUGGCAAACAAGGGAGGAUGCCAACACAAGUGCGUUAAUGAAGAAGGAUCAUUCACGUGUUCUUGUGAUGAUGGAUACGAACUACAUACUGAUGGGACAACAUGCAUUGAUAUAAACGAAUGUCUCACAGGCAAGGGAGGAUGCCAACACAAAUGCGUUAAUGAAGAAGGAUCUUUCACGUGUUCUUGUGAUGAUGGAUACGAACUACAUACUGAUGGGACAACAUGCAUUGAUAUAAACGAAUGUCUGACAAACAAAGGAGGAUGCCACCACAAGUGCGUUAAUAAAAAUGGAACAUUCACAUGUUCUUGUAAUGAUGGAUACGAACUACAUACAGAUGGGACAACAUGCAUUGAUAUAAAUGAAUGUCUGGCAAACAAGGGAGGAUGCCACCACAAAUGCGUUAAUGAAGACGGAUCAUUCACUUGUUCUUGUGAUGAUGGAUACGAACUACAUACUGAUGGGAUAACAUGCAUUGAUAUUAACGAAUGUCUGACGAACAAGGGAGGGUGCCACCACAAGUGCAUUAAUGAAGAAGGAUCAUUCACAUGUUCUUGUGAUGAUGGAUACGAACUACACACUGAUGGGACCACAUGCAUUGAUAUAAACGAAUGUCUGACAAACAAGGGAGGAUGCCACCACAAGUGCGUUAAUGAAGAAGGAUCUUUCACGUGUUUAUGUGAUGAUGGAUACGAAGUACAUACUGAUGGGGCAACAUGCGUUGAUAUAAACGAAUGUGUUACAAACAAGGGAGCAUGCCAACAUAAGUGCGUUAAUGAAGAAGGAUCUUUCACGUGUUCUUGUGAUGAUGGAUACGAACUACAGAAUGAUAAUAGAACUUGCAAUGAUAUAAACGAGUGUCUGUCAAACAAGGGAGGCUGCCAAGAUACAUGUCUUAACGAGGAAGGAUCAUUCAAGUGUUUCUGUGAUGAUGGAUACAAACUACAGUCUGAUGGAACAACAUGCAUUGAUAUAAACGAAUGUUUGACAGACAAGGGAGGUUGCCAGCACAAAUGCAUUAACGAGAAAGGAUCAUUCACGUGUUCUUGUAAUGAUGGAUACGAACUGCAUACUGAUGGAACAACCUGCAUUGAUAUAAACGAAUGUCUUACAAACAAGGGAGGAUGCCAACAUACGUGUAAUAACACGAAAGGAUCAUUCACGUGUUCCUGUGAUGAUGGAUACGAACUACAUACGGACGGGAGAACGUGCAAUGAUAUUAACAAGUGUCUAACAAACAAUGGAGGAUGCCAACACACAUGCCUUAACGAGGUCGGGACAUUCAGAUGUUAUUGUGACGAUGGAUACGAACUACAUACUGAUGGGACAACAUGCAAUGAUGUAAACGAAUGUAUAACAAAGAAGGGAGGGUGCCAACACACGUGUCUGAACGUGGAAGGAUCGUUCACGUGCUCUUGUGAUGAUGGAUACAAACUACAUACUGAUGGGAGAACGUGCAAUGAUAUAAACGAGUGUCUAACAGGAAAUGGAGGAUGCCACCAAACCUGCAGUAACACUGAAGGAUCAUUCAUCUGCUCUUGCAUUGACGGAUUUGAGUUUUAUAUUGGCGGAAAACAAUGUUUGGAUAUAAACGAGUGCGAAACAAAUAAAGGAGGAUGCGAACACUCGUGUUCUAACACGGAAGGAUCAUUUAAAUGUACAUGUAAUAAUGGCUAUGAGUUGCAAAACGAUGAAAAAUCUUGUACAGAUGUAAACGAAUGUUAUGCAGACAACGGAAAUUGUGAUCAUGCGUGCAUUAAUAUGGAAGGGUCAUAUAAAUGUUCCUGCAAAGAAGGAUACGAACUUCAAAACGACGCAAAGUCUUGCACUGACGUUAAUGAAUGUCAAACAAACAAUGGAGGAUGCUUACAGAUGUGCAUGAACACAAAUGGAUCAUUUGUGUGUUCUUGUUACAAUGGUUACUAUCUUCAAAAUGACGGUAAAACGUGUAGCGAUGUUCAAGAAUGUCUCACAAAUAACGGGGGAUGCGAGCAAAUGUGUGAAAAUACAGAAGGGUCAUUUAAGUGUAUGUGUUGGGAUGGAUACGAGCUUCACCCGAAUGGUUUAUCCUGUGUUGAUAUAAAUGAAUGUGCUGUCGACAAAGGAAAAUGUGAAGACAGAUGCCACAAUUUUUUUGGAACGUAUACUUGUGCUUGCCCAGUUAAACAUAUUUUAAAAACAGAUGGAUUAACCUGCACUGACGUCAGUAAGCGGUCCGUUUCAUCAUCGAUCAGACUUGCCUUAGAUGACGAAACAGCUAUUUCAAACUACACGGUAUAUGUUGAAAUACAGAAAAUGGUAAAUACAUCUUAUGUUUAA